Leptonychotes weddellii (Weddell seal) is the source of this 3891-nucleotide messenger RNA. It is a transcript of the gene LAMP3, whose product is annotated as lysosome associated membrane protein 3. The record is from RefSeq and is a predicted model, not a curated record. Gene Ontology annotation, biological process: establishment of protein localization to organelle. Gene Ontology annotation, cellular component: lysosomal membrane; plasma membrane; late endosome membrane. Lineage: Eukaryota; Metazoa; Chordata; Mammalia; Carnivora; Phocidae.
AAGAGAGGUAUCUUCUUUGUUCCUGGAGCCUGCCCUGGCAUUGACCUCGUGCUCCUCAGAAGACUGAGGGGUGCUGAGCGCACCAGCGGAACGGGAGCAGAGCCGGCCCCUGGUGAGGCAGCGGCUCUCUCUGGCUCCCCAGUCAUGUCCUGGCAGCCGUCUGCAGUGGUGGUGCUCUUCGUGUCUCUGGCUGGGACUUUGCAUUAUGGCAGUCAAAUAAGAGCAAAAAUGUUUCCAGAAACCGCGGACUAUCAACCUACAAUAGCAGCAACAGCAGAGGCCACAGCAAAGCCUUUCCUGCAACUAACUCACCAAGUCCCCGGCCAAACUUUAGCAGCCAGAUCAAUGGAUGGUCACGUCCCCUCUCAAAGAGCUGCCCCAACCUCCAGCUCUGAGCCCCCAACCACACAUACAACAGUAAAAUCUCUGGUAACAACUUCCUUGAUAGCUACAAACAGCACCCCAGCUACCAGCCCGACAGCCCACACCCUAGUCACAACCUUGGCCACACCCAAUAACUCCCACACAGCUGCUCCAGUUACUGAGGUUACAAUUGGCCCCAGUGCAGCUCCAGGUUCACCGCCAACCACCAUCCCUCCAGCGGCACAUAUGACAGGAACCAGCCCACCAACUGUCAGCCACACAACUAGGAAAAGCACCCAAACCAGUCACCAGACCGCCCUUCCAGCAACUUUGUCCACCCCACUACAUAACAGCACAACCAGUCACAAGUCUGCUCAACCCAGUCAUGCCCCAGGCCCAACCCCAGCUGCGCACAAUACCACCCAAACGGCCUCACCUGGCACCACGGCUUCCAGACCCACUCUUGCACCUCGGGCUUCGUCAGCCAAGACUGGAAUUUAUCAAGUUCUAAAUGGAAGCAGGCUCUGUAUCAAAGCAGAGAUGGGGAUAGAGCUAACGGUUCAAGACACAGAGUCGGUGUUUUCACUUCAGAGAUACUUCAACAUCGACCCUAAUGCAACCCAAGCUUUUGGGAACUGUGGCUACCGAAAAUCCAACCUUCUCUUGAAUUUCCAGGGCGGUUUUGUGAAUUUCACAUUUACGAAGGAUGAAAACUCGUAUUAUAUCAAUGAAGUGAGAGCCUAUUUGACAGUCUCAAAUCCAGAGAAAAUUUACCAAGGAAUGAAAAGUUCUGUGGUGAUGUUUGAGACUGUGGUUGGGCAUUCCUUCAAAUGUGUGAGUGAACAGAGCAUCCAGCUGUCAACCAACCUUCAACUGAAAACAAUGAAUGUCCAAUAUCAAGUCUUUGAUUUCGAAGAUGACCACUUUGGAAAUGCGGAUGAAUGCUUCGCUGACAGAAACAGGAGAGAAACCCCUGUGGCCGUGGGCCUGAGUAUUGCAGUACUGCUUGUCGUUUUGCUAACAGCAUGUCUGGUGGCCAACAAGAGGCCCAGUACAGGAUAUGAACGCAUGUAAAGCCCCACCUUCUUCAAAAUGUGCCAGGUUAAGGCCUUGGGAAUUCUGGCUUCAUAUUCAGCCUGAAGUGAAGGGAUCAGUUUUUCUAGUUGCCUAUCCCACCCUUCCAAUCCGAUUAGGAAACCUGGCUUUCUACCGAGGGGCCAACGGAAGGCUACCGAAAAGGUAGCCCCCACUGCACUUUCUCCUGUUGGUACAGGGAGACUGUGACGUAUGGGCUUGAAUUCCACUUUCCACACCUGAUAAUACAGGGCUGGCUUCGAGAAUUAGGGACAAGAGGCGGGGACAUGAGGAAGGUGCUUGGGAGAAGGAGAAAGCAAAUACCUAAAGGGAGAAUUGUAAGAAAGACAUUUUCAAACUGCACUGAUUUUUCUUACACACUUUUAAGAGUCUCAAUAUCUAGUUUUUAAAAAAAUUUUAGUUUUAAAAAAACAAUCCAUUUCGAAAUAGAUUCUAAAGUGAUUUUAAACUCUCGGAUUUUGCCCAAUUCCUGAUUUACUUGAAUUACAGAAUGGUGUUAAUAGACUAAUAUUUUUAAAAAGACAUUAUAUGCUAUUAUAAUGUAUUACCAGUAAAAAAAAAAAAAAAACUAGAUAACUUCCCAACAUUUCAUUUUUUAAAAUGUAAAGCACACACCAAAGAUCUUGGCAAACAAAAGAGGCUCCAUAAAUGUUAGUUCUCCAAUUUCUUCACCUUCAUUUGUUCUCUGUCUCCUUAACAUUUUUUUUCUGCUUUGUCUCUGUUUUUCUUUGAUCCUUAGUCUAUCCUUAUAAAUUCGUUAAUUUGGGCCAUUGUGGGGAAGGGAUGAAGGCAAAGCAUCAGAACAAUCAGGAAUCGCAAACAGAACAUGUAGAUCUACCCCAGAUUAUUACCACUUUCCUCUUAAGCAAACAUUACAAAAAAAUCAUAAACCAGGAGAUUCUUGAUUGGGAAAGAGUGGUACGUAGAGGAAAAAUUCUAUCAAAUAUGGCUUGGAAUGUUAUUCAUGCUUUUCUAUUACAUUGUUUAAAGAGGAGAAUUGAGACACCUGGAUGGCUCAGUCUGUUGAGCCCGUGACUCUGGAUCUCACCUCAGAUCUUGACCUCAGAGUCCUGAGUUCAAGCCCCGCCUUGGACUCCUCAGUGGGUGCGGAGCCUACAUUAAAAAAAAAAAGUAAAUAGGAGAAUUGAGGUUUUUAUUUCGGAGAAAAGGGAGGGUAAAGGGCUUCUGGAUGUUUUUAAUUGCUUUUACUAACAGAAGUGUUCUUGUUUUUCUGUAUUUGCCAGAGGUGCCAUUCAUUGUCUUUUGGUUUUUUGGUGUUUUGUUUUGUUUUGUUUUUAACAGGAAGUUUAUGAAACUUGGCAACAGCUCUAUAACCACUGCUUACCUAGGGCAUGUUCUGGCUUUCCCUGGAAGGAUUUUAGCUCUCUCCACUUUCUCAGAAGUGAGGGGGUGGGGAGGGCACACAGCAGCUUCAAGAGAGCUUCAAGAGCCCCUAAGACGUUUGGAGUGUCAGGACAUUCCUGUUUCCCCCUUACAACAGGAGAUUUUGAUGAUAAUCUAGGCUGUGAGGACCCGAUGUUCCCCAGAGGGACUCAGGUUUGCCAGCGAGGGUUGGCUUUUGGAGAGAUGCCAUCUCUCUCCAUCUCCAGCAGGCCCUCCAGUAGGCAUUCACAAAUACCCCGCUCCCCCUCCCGUUUCCAGCUCCGCCUGAAGUGUACUCAAGAGCUUCUAUACCGCAGAGCAUGAGUUGUUUAUUCACAGUGCCACUGACCAGCCUGUAGAAUGACUAAAGGAAGAUUACUCUUCUAGUGUGGGGGAAUUUCCAUGGGAAAAGACGCGGAGUUAAAAUCAAGAAGAGGGGGAUAAGGCAGUUCACAUAAGUUCAAUUUUCCUUUCUACCAUCCUCAGUGAGUUCUUUGGAGUGACAGCUGCUGCUUAGAGUCCUGUUAUCUACCCCCACCCCUCACCCGUCCCCGCCGCCAAUUAUCUUUUAAAUUACCGUGAAUUAACAUUCUAGUAAGCAAAAAGAGAAAAGGUUUCAUUUGGAAGGCUAGUACCUAAAGCCCGGAUGCGUUCCUGCCCCGCAGUUCUGCCCACUUUCUGCAGUGACUUCCGGGGAGGGUCCCGGAUUGCGACUGUCACGAGCUGCUGGUCGGGAAGUAGCCUCCUCCGGCCCUGGGUUCCUCUGGUGCUGCCUCCGAGUCCUAGUCUCACGGCUGCAGUUUCAGGGGUCCCAGGCUUACUGCAGAGUGCUGCAGGUCACUUUCUGGGGCCACCCCCACCCCCGGGCAGCCCUUCGGAGGGCCUCUGAGGCGGGCUGCGCUUGCCCCUUGCCUUUAGUGCACCUGCUGCUUGCCCGUCCAGCGGGUUUCAACUCCAUUUUUCUCUUCUGCCGAGGGUAGAGCAUCCUGAAUUCACCCCUCCCUCUGCAACCCACCCAGAGAUAAUAGAAACCUUCACGAACGCCCACUU